AGAAAUUGUGGCUAGAAUUAGAAUUGCUCUGUUUUGCUUUUCCGCUCUUCAAGUCCGCGUUGCUGGCAUUGCUAUUGGGGCGACAUUUUACUUCUCUCACAAGUUUAUUCAACAUUUCAUUCACACCACAAUGUCUGGUGUAGAGAACCAGGUCGCUGUUCAUGAUGUUGUCUCUCCAGAGGAUGGUGUUAUUGACAACUUAUCUAACGCUAUGGCCAAAGUUUCUCUCCGACCAGACAAUUCAUCUUCUCAAUCACCAGAAUCCGUUACUGACGGUCUUAAUAAAGACAAAAAUGAUAUCCAUGGUCGACCCUUUGUUAUGUAUUCCCGACUUCAUCUACUGCUCCUUCAUAAAUCUCCCUUGGUCUGUACUCCGACUGGCAUGCCGGCUUUGAAGGAUUGGUUUGGAACCGAAAGCGACCAAGGCAAUCUUAAAAAGGACUCAGAAGCACUUCCUCAGCCCAAUGCUCGUGACCGACGCUUUCGUAGAGAUGCAGAGGACGGGGAAGGCGCCGCCCGGCCUUCCUUUCGUGGGGCUGCCAUCACGCAGCCCUCGCAAAUGGGCAACUUCAAGCACCAGUCCAUUCGUGCAACUGACCGAGACAGAGACAGAGAAACGGACAGAGAACAAGAACGUGAUUCCCGGGUUAAAGAUGGCCAAGAAAGACUACGGAAUUUGUCGGACAAGUAUGACCGUGACCGUCGUGCUCUUUCUUCCAUGCAGCAGCUUCGAGGAAAGGACAGGGACCUAGCCCCUCACCUUGGUGGCACAUCCUCUCGAAUAGCGUCCCAGUCGCAGCAAGCUCCGAAUAAUCGCCAGCUGGACUCCCGAGAACCUUCCAAAAAGAAAGAUGGUGAGACCAGCGAAGAUUGGAGACGUGAAUCAACUCGUACAGGCCGUGAACGUUCUGAUAAUCCUCGGCGCGAUCGAGACGAGCGUGACCGACCUCGCUCGAGGGUCCGUGAUUCUUCCCGCCAACGACGAGAUGUUUCACCAUCGAGACGUGAUCGGGAUGACAGGGAUCGUGAUCGCAGAGGUGACCGUGAUGACCAUCAAAAAGAGGCAGCGGGAUACCGAAAAGACAAGGAUGACCGUGACUUGGAUCGAGAAUCUGAGGUGGACGAUCCUCGCCGCUGGAGGGACGACGGAAAGCGUGAUGAGCGUAUGGCAGCGAGACGGGACCGUGAACAGCGGGACCGCGAACGAGACAAGGACCGGGUACGCGACCGCCCUGCCGCGUGGGACGCUAGCGAUCGUCAGGAUCGUCGAUGGGCUCCCGCCGAUGACCGUGAUGGUCGAAGCAAGCGAGUGGCUGGUCGCGAGAGAAAACCCGACGAGGCGAAGGACAGGGACGAUCGCAAGGAUCGUGACAGAGAACGUGAGAAAGAAAGAGAGAAGGAGCCUGCAUGGAUGGACACAUACAUCCCUUCUUCUGGCAGCAACGGUUUAGGCCGUGCCCCCGGAGACCUAGAUGGCAUACAGGCGUUCAAGCGAGAGAUCAAGGAGAGAGAGCAGAAGGAGCAAGGUACUAGUGCGCAAGACGAUGAUCAUUCUGGUGACUUUGAAGGGAAGACGAAUACGUCCGAACCCCACCUGGACGAAAUUCAGCUCUUCAAGCUGAUGAUGAAAAGGGAAGAACAAAAGAAGAAAGCUGAUCAGUCUCCUCUUGCGGGUCCAUCGUUACUUGCAGACACAUCUUCAGAGACCAAGGACUCAACUCCUACGAACGACCUGUCAUCGACUGAAGCAACUGCGGUGCACCGCACUUAUCUUCCACCUCAGCCAAUUUCUUCGCAAUUGUCUGCUUCUCCACCUCCACCACAGACUGAGCCAGCUCCUCACGAUGGUUCUCGUGUACUCCUGUCUAUGUUAUCGUCCCCAACGUCCUCCGUUGCACCUGGAGUACCAACAGGUGCCCACGAAUCCGAUAUCGACAAAGAAAAACUAGGAGGUUCUCGCUUCUUCCCCAAGCCUGUCUCUGCUGAUUUACCGGCACCUCAAGCUUUGCCAAAGCCGUCUAUCGAAGCGCCCAGUCCCGCUGUCCCAUCAGCUCCUCACGCUGCUCCUCCGCCAGGUUGUCGUCUUCUUUCUUUUGCCUCCAAAACUCCUCAGGGGUCUGUAGGGCACACCCCUCCCUCGUACACAGGUUCGCAUUCCCCCGUGUCUUUGUCGAAGAAUGGCACGCCAGCAACUAACUCAACCAUCCCAUCAAAUGGACCUUUGUCAACUGCACAUCAUAACGACAAUUUGGACGCUGUGAGAGCAACUCGAGGCUUCUCGCCGUUUGAGGAAACUCGGGAAGGACUUGGAAUGUCGCCUUUGGAUGCGUUCCGUCGAGCUUCUGUUGCACCUGGAGAUCGCAAUGCCUUUGGACAUAUGAGCCUCGAACAAGUUGAUGUACCCAUUAGCGGGCCCUUGCCUAGCCACUCUGUUCCGUACGAGCAAUUGAACUCUGGAGUCGCAGCUGCGAAAGGCAGCCGGUUUGCGAAGUUCUUUGACGGGAAAGGGAGAGAUUCUCAACCAGGAAUGGGAAAGGCUCCAAUGGGUGGCCCAACACCAGCUCAGAGAGGCGAGCUCAGUGGAUACAAUGGAAUACUAACCGGCAAUCCGGAUGCCAGAGCUAUGGAAGAUAUAUUUGCCAUGUUGAGCAACUCAGCACAUGGUCAGAGGCCUCAUAUACUACCAGAAGUGUUGGCUUCAGAUACUGCACAUUUCAAUCAUCCCUCCAACCUUCACCAUCUUCAAAACCAACUCGGUCAUUCCCAGCACUAUCCUGGCCACACCCGCCUGGACUCAUUGUAUGAUAGCCGUCUUGACGACAGGAAUUUUGUCCCAGAUGGCAUGGUGCCCGGUUUACGCUCCGCUGCCCCUCCUAGGAACAGGCAAAACGGCGCCAUGCUCUCUGACAUCGAUGACUCUAUGCAGUUUGGUGGUCAACGUGGUCCUCCUCAAAUGUACCAAGGAUUGCACCAGGCGAACAUGAACCGCAAUGGAGGCAUACCUCUCCAAUCAUCCCAAUUCCGUGGUGGCCCUUCACCGAAUCCCUUGCAGCCUUCAGCUCAACGCUUGCCGCCUGGUUUGGCUAAUUUAGGUGGGCGACCGCCUCAUGAGCCUGCUCAAUUCUUGAAUUCGGCAAUGACUAUCCCUGGUGGCCUACACGGUCCGGUGCAUGGUAAUGCCGCCCUCCAACAGCAGUUUAACAACUUCCCUCCGGGAGGUGUUGGCUUCAACGGCGCUCCUCUGCGUGUGCCUCACCCCGGAGGAACCCAUCAGCUGCACGGACACAAUACCAUGCAAGGCUUGAUGCACCCUGGAGGUCUUAACCCUGCGCAAGCCCAGCUUCUGGGGUUAAAUGGUGCUAAUGGUAUGCCAGGUAGUCUUCGUGGUCCUAACGGAGGUUUUGGACAACAGGGUCCUCAGAUCCAGCCUCCUAUGCUCUCCAUGAGGCAGCAGCAGCAACAACAAAUCCCUCCACACAUGCUUCCUCUCCAUUAUCAACAGCAGGGCCCGCCUGGCCCAACCAACCAACCCGCCCACGAUCUCAUGGCGCUCUUGAUGAGCGGAGGAAGAAGGGAGUGAGAGUUUUCACGGGCUACUUACGGUCUCUUAUCCUCGUCCAACAUUUUCGUUCACUCUCGGACUCACCUGAUAAUUUUCUCUCGUUAGUUUAACAGUUGUGCUCAUACUGUCCGUCUAUCAUGUUUCAUUCUGAUUCUUCGCAAGCGUAUAUUAUUGACCAUUUUGGGCUUGGCUGCACUUCUCCGACGGAUGGCUGUUCAAUCCGCGUCUGGGACCUGGUGAAUCAUUGAAGAGUUGGCCACGUCAACCGCUCAACGGACAGUGUAUUAAUAGCGGUUCAUAAUAUUGAGCUCUACUACCUGACUUGUGGUCUGAUCCUCUUGAACGUGAGUAUUUCAAACGCCACCAUCAUUACGAUGGGCGAUGGACCUGUG
Messenger RNA from Suillus subaureus, 3954 nucleotides. RefSeq lists its product as uncharacterized. Bases 131 to 3580 code for a protein of 1149 amino acids. The record is from RefSeq and is a predicted model, not a curated record. The transcript is spliced from 9 exons. Lineage: Eukaryota; Fungi; Basidiomycota; Agaricomycetes; Boletales; Suillaceae.